AUGGCUCCCAUUGGUGAUGUAGGCCUGUCAUUCCUUAUUGAUUUCCGCAACGCCGUGACCAACGAUGAGACUCUCAAAUUUUGGAACGACACCUUUAUGCGUUUAUGUAAGAGUUAUGAGAGUCCUUACACGGCGGAGGCUACAGUUGCAGGCCAACGAAUUGUCAUCACGGCAGAUCAAGAGAACGUAAAGGCAAUACUCGGAACACAAUUCAAUGAUUUCGGAAAGGGAAAGAAGUUCAGAGAUGACUGGGUUGACAUGCUCGGGCACAGCAUCUUUAAUUCAGAUGGUCAGGCCUGGCAUGAAGCUCGAGCACGACUCCGGCCAGUCUUUCAUCAAGAGCGCAUCAGUGACCUGGAUUGUUUCGAACGCCAUGUGCAAAAUCUGCUACCAUUACUGGAUACGGAUGGUCAACCAGUGGAGAUAAAAGAUUUAUUUCUUAGGUUUACUUUGGAUGUCUCAGCCGACUUUACGCUCGGCGUAGGCCUAGACACACUAAAGAGGCCUUUGAACAGGUUUGCAGAGAGCUUCAAACGGCUCCAACAUUGGAAAAUACAGAGGGAGAGAUCGAAACCUUUCAAGUUUCUCGUACCGAGAAGCCAGUAUCAGGCAGAUCUGGACUACAUUGAAUCCUUCAUGGAUCCGAUCAUCAUGGAAACCGUUAACCAAAUCAAAGCAGAAGAAGCUGGAGAAACGCCGCACAAGGAAAAUUCCAGCUUCAACUUGCUUCGCGCGCUUGCCAAGAUCUCCACCAACCGGCGCUUCCUCCGCAACGAACUAAUUACCGCAUUGUUUGCUGGCCGAGAUAACACAGCCAUGGCAUUCACAUGGAUGCUCUACGAGUUGGCGCGACACCCGGAUGUUGUCAGGGAUCUGCGUCAGGCAAUCGACGCCCAAAUCGGUCUCAACAGCAAACCUGGAUACGAAACUCUGAAGGACAUGAAAAUCCUGUCCAAUAUCAUUAACGAAACACUUCGCCUCGAUCCUCCAGUGCCCCUCAACACUCGCGCUUGUCUAAAGUUGAAUUAA
Molecule: messenger RNA, 1029 nt
Organism: Colletotrichum higginsianum IMI 349063
Lineage: Eukaryota; Fungi; Ascomycota; Sordariomycetes; Glomerellales; Glomerellaceae
Product: Cytochrome p450 52a11
Exons: 3
Coding region: 1-1029 (342 amino acids)
Molecular function (GO): heme binding; monooxygenase activity; oxidoreductase activity, acting on paired donors, with incorporation or reduction of molecular oxygen
Source: RefSeq, a predicted model, not a curated record